Messenger RNA from Cylicostephanus goldi, 1827 nucleotides. NCBI's taxonomy places the organism in Eukaryota, Metazoa, Nematoda, Chromadorea, Rhabditida, Strongylidae. The record is from the annotation of a GenBank genome assembly.
AUGGUACGUGCUCACGUUAUGACCGCAGGCGUUACAACCGGUAGUUCAGCUUCCAAAAUGGCGACCGUAGCAUACGGAGAGCUUGCGCAGAUUAACGAGAUGUUUAACCUCGAGGCGCAUCCGGACAAAAGCGACGGGGCUGUGGUAAACGCUACCUUUCUUACGAAGUUCAAUUGCCACCUUGGUGAAAAAAUUACCGUGGGCGAUCGCUCGUACGUGAUUUCUGCAAAGGCCGAACGAGCCGAUGCGCUUCUUGGCGCAGAAAAAACGCCGCUCGUUAUGAUACCUAUUACCAACUUUGAAGAGCACCGGGACGCGUCUUACCGGAUCGUUCUCUUCGCAUCCCUUGAGCAUCGCGAAAAAGAUAUAGAGGGGACCAUGGCGCGGCUUAACGCGCAGAACAUUUCGUGUGCAAGUCAAUUUUCAGGCUAUGCGUCGACCAUCAAGGAGUAUCAGAAUUUUUCCGAGGUUAUAACCGUGCUCAUUGCAGUUAUUGCGGGAGUGUUUUUGGCGGUUUUCGCGAGCCUGAUUUCAUCACACCUGAAAAGUGAAUGGUAUUACCUGAGAAUGCUGAGGGUUUAUGGUUUAUCCCGGACGGGGCUAUUUGCCCUUGUCAUUUUGGAGCAGGUUCUGGCGGCCGUAGCGGGAAGUAUCGUGGGCUCUGGCAUAGGGUCGGCAAUUGCUGGGGUGAUUUGUGGGGCGACUGGUACACCGAUUUCGUCGUGGUUUGUUACAGCCAAUCAGUUCAUAGCAAUGGUUCUCCUUUCGGUGGCGCUCGUUGUCGGUGCGGUCUGCCUCUGUUUUCGAAUUAUAUGUUUGAAAGAGCCUCUUGGCGUCGUAAAGAGAAAAGCUUCGCGGUUGUAUACGGCGCGCGUGCGGGCUUUAAAAAUCCUUGCGUGUAUAGCAGGAGUAGCGGCAGCAGCGUACUCGUUUAUGGUGACACAGCAUGACGCACGUAACGGCAGUCUUUUUAUCGUUCUGUUUUUUGCCGGAAUGGUCGUGGUGUUUUUCGCCUCAGAACUCCUCAUUGACCUGGUAAGUUCUUUCUAUGAGAAAAAGGGUGCGGGCAUACAUAAGGUAGCAGGCCGCAUGCUUCGGGCGGCACGAAGCAGGACGGUGCACCUUGCCGCUACGCUCGCGCUCGUUCUUGCUCUGAUCGGUUCUGUGGUCAAUCUUGGCUAUUCAUGCCAGCUGUGGGCAGGGGUUUUAGCAGAUCAGCAGCUCAAUCUCGACGCGAGAAUCGUUGCGACCAACGACGUCAUGGGAAACGAUUUCAUCAGCGGCGUGGUAAAAAGGGAUGAUGUUGAAUCAAAGGGCACGUAUUAUAUGGCGCGUGGUAAGUUUGGGCAGAUGUCAGCGUAUGUCAUGACCGAGGCCGACGAUUUUUCUGGCUCUUUAAACAAGCUCUACGAUUCUAAAACGCGGUUCGCAUCGCUUUCGACUCAUGAGGUGGUAGCUUCAAGUUUCUUGUUGUCUGUUUUUGGCAUAAAAGUCGGAGACGAAGUUACGAUCAGUCUUGCCGGUCAAUCAAAAUCCGUACGGGUGGUUGGCGUGAUUACGACGCUUGACUAUUUUGGAAGGAUGGUGAUUGUGGCGCCCGAAUUGUUUGAAAAACAGAGCUACAAGAAUAUUUGUUUGAACGUAAAGAGCCGAGAAAACCUUGAUCUCAACACGCUCACAUCACCAGCAUUGGUUGAGAAACUCAGCAGAGAAAUGCUUCGUGCCCAGUGGAAGAGUCAAAUUGUGUCUGGUACUGAAUAUAUUCUUGCUCUGGCGGUAACCACCGUAUGCAUAUUGGUACUGAUGAUAGCGGGCGCCGUUCGGUCC